Molecule: messenger RNA, 2634 nt
Organism: Corticium candelabrum
Lineage: Eukaryota; Metazoa; Porifera; Homoscleromorpha; Homosclerophorida; Plakinidae
Exons: 1
Coding region: 757-1818 (353 amino acids)
Source: RefSeq, a predicted model, not a curated record
UUCACCAAACACACCCGACCACACAACACUGACCAGUUAGUAAUCACACAUACUCAAUCAUCCCUCUCAGUGUCAUUUUUCAAUAUAAAUAUCAAUUUUUAAAUAUAAAAUUAUCUUAGUUAAUAUCAAUAUUUAUUUGUUUGUCAGUAAAUUUUAAUGCUACUUAAUGCCUAUUUAUUGUUUGAAAUAUAUUAUGAAAUCACAUGGUGUGUGGUUGCUAACACUUUCCUGAGUUAAAGUGCAGUUCUAUUUGUUGAAGCUGCCCUGUACUGUUUGUAGUACAAUCUCACGUCUGUGAUAAGUGUGUCUUUCUAGUCAUUCAUCUGUCUGUUUGUUAGUCUCUCUGUUUGUUUGUUUGUUUGUUUGUUUGUGUAUCUGUCUGUUUGCCUAUCUGUCUGUUUGUCUGUCUCUCUGUUUGUUUGUUUGUUUGUGUAUCUGUCUGUUUGUCUGUCUCUCUGUUUGUUUGUUUGUUUGUGUAUCUGUCUGUUUGUCUGUCUCUCUGUUUGUUUGUUUGUUUGUUUGUGUAUCUGUCUGUUUGUCUGUCUCUCUGUUUGUUUGUUUGUCUGUUUCUCUGUCUGUCUGUCUGUUUGUUUGUUUGUCUGUUUCUCUGUCUGUCUGUCUGCCAUCAUUGGUUUCAAUCAUUUGAAUGAUACAGCCUGGAAACAAGCGACUCUAAAGCUCAAGAAUGGAGGCUUUGGUUUAACACAGAUUGGACAAAUUUCUCAUGCUGCUUUUGUGUCUUCUUGGUGUCAAUCAAUGAAAGAAUUGCCAUCUCGUUUCUUGUGUAUGACUGACUUGGUUGAUUAUCUUACUUCUUCUAAAGAAAAGUCGGGGUCGAUUGGCUCAGAAGUAAUUUCUAGCUUUUCCGACUUGCCACCAUUGUCCAAGUCAGCUGACAAUGAUGAAGAUUUUCAAACACUUGAUGACAUCAUCGCUUAUCCUAAGAAACUGCAGCACCGUCUUUGUACUGAGAUAAACGAAAUUAAUGUGUCUGAACUCAUUGCUCAGGCUCCUUCUGAUAAAGAUGCGGCAAGGCUGCGGUCAUUGCAAGGUCGUGGAGCCGGAGAUUGGUUAGAUGCCAUUCCUACUUCUGAUAGGCACGCACUUAAAACAAACGACUUUUCUAUAGCGUCCUAUUUGCGGUUGGGAUUGGCUUUACCGUUUACCAAGUGGGUGAAAGUGUGUGACUGUGGACAACAACUGGAUCAACAAGGAUACCACCUACUAACAUGUAAAUAUGGAGGAGGUCCUGUCUGGACCCACAAUACUAUCUUGAAGGGUUGGAGUGAAUGUUUGAGUGAUUUGCACAUUCCCCAUCAAACCGAACCCCGGCAUCGUUUUGUUAGUAGCGAAAACCGUCCUGAUAUGACACUCUUUGAUUCUGAAACAGGACAGAAUCUUGACGUGGAUGUUUCAUUAGCACACCCAUGGAGUAAGGAUGCUCUCAACCACGCACACAGAGAAGAAGGGUAUGCUGCAAAAGUAAGAGAGGAGAAGAAACUAAAGAAAUACUCAGGAGAGGUCCUGCAUGGUGGUUUAUCAUCCAAGUGUGUUCCACUAGUCUUUGAACAUUUUGGUUUGUGGGGCUCGCACGCACACAAGUUUUUGUCUCAUAUAUCUAGGCAAAGCUACAAUACCACUCAUGCACAUCCUUUUAACAGCGCUCAACGUUUUAAGGCAUUCUGGAGAAAGCAAUUUUCCAUCAUUCUUCAGAGAUGCAACGCCAGAGUGAUUUCGAGGAAGCUGUCGAGAUUUUCAUGCAGUACAAACGACAGUAGCAUAAUGUUUGACUGCAAUGUUGUAGGCCAAGUCCAUUAAUGUGUUAUAAUUUGCUUAGUUAUGAAGGACUGGUAGAUAUUUGAAAGUUUCCUGUACAUACGUAGAGUUUUGAUGAUAAUAAAUGAAUCUGUCUGUCUGUCUGUCUGUCUCUCUGUUUGUCUGCAUGUCUGUCUGUAUGUCCCUCUGUCUGUCUGUCUGUCUGUCUGCCUGCCUGUCUGUCUGUCUCUCUGUUUGUCUGCAUGUCUGUCUGUCUGUCCCUCUGUUUGUCUGUCUGUCUAUCCGUCUGUCUCUCUGUCUGUCUGCCUACCUGUCUGUCUGUCUGUCUGUCUCUCUGUUUGUCUGCAUGUCUGUCUGUCUGUCCCUCUGUUUGUCUGUCUGUCUGCCUGUCUGCCUGUCUCUCUGUCUACCUCUGUCUGUUUCUGUCUGCCUGUCUGUCUGUCUGUCUCUCUGUCUGUCUGUCUGCAUGUCUGUCUGUCUCUCUGUUUGUCUGCAUGUCUGUCUGUCUCUAUGUUUGUCUGUCUGUCCCUCUGUUUGUCUGUCUGUCUGUCUGUCCCUCUGUUUGUUUGUCUGUCUGUUUGUCUGUCUGUCUGUUUGUCUGUCUGUGUGUCCAUCUAUAUCCAUGCCUCUCUGUCCAUUUGUCUGUCCCUAAUCUUUCAGUCAUUUCAAACACUCAGCUACACAUCAUAAAUUUACACCACAAACCAUCCAGUCAACAUCGUCAACAAACAUUCAACAAAAGCAACACCCAACAUCCAAACACAAACAAAAAGGUUCCACUCCUUUGUAGCUUCAUUAAUCAAUCCCACCCGACGUACAUCCACCCAAACACUACACAUUCACGACAAGACACCACAG